Molecule: messenger RNA, 460 nt
Organism: Alligator sinensis (Chinese alligator)
Lineage: Eukaryota; Metazoa; Chordata; Crocodylia; Alligatoridae
Product: histone H2A.J-like
Exons: 1
Coding region: 1-390 (129 amino acids)
Cellular component (GO): nucleosome
Molecular function (GO): protein heterodimerization activity; structural constituent of chromatin; DNA binding
Source: RefSeq, a predicted model, not a curated record
AUGUCCGGCCGCGGGAAGCAGGGCGGGAAGGUGCGGGCCAAGGCCAAGUCUCGCUCCUCGCGGGCUGGGCUGCAGUUCCCGGUGGGCCGCGUGCACCGCCUCCUGCGCAAGGGCCACUACGCGGAGCGGGUCGGAGCCGGGGCCCCGGUCUACCUGGCGGCCGUGCUGGAGUACCUGACGGCCGAGAUCCUGGAGCUGGCUGGCAACGCGGCGCGGGACAACAAGAAGACGCGCAUCAUCCCCCGCCACCUGCAGCUGGCCAUCCGCAACGACGAGGAGCUCAACAAGCUGCUGGGCAAAGGGACGAUCGCGCAGGGCGGCGUCCUGCCCAACAUCCAGGCCGUGCUGCUGCCCAAGAAGACCGAGAGCCACAAGGCCAAGGCCAAGUAAGCCCGGCGGCGGAGGAAAGCCAAAAUUUGCCGCCUGAGGAAAAAUCCCAAAGGCUCUUUUCAGAGCCACA